GACGGAUGAGGGGACUCACGCGCCAAUGGAGCGUGUAAGAGCUGCACGGUCAGGCGACGGAACUCCGAUAUAUAUAUUCCGACAGGGAAAUGAGAGUGGAGGGGCAGAACAGUCAUUUACUAAUUACGUUUAAUACUUCCCUCUAUUUAAGCACUUUUGGUCCGAAUAUGAAAAACAGUCUUCACUUCUAUAAACCAUUUUAGGGUUUCUGAAUUGAAUUUCACUCAGUUAAAUGACUAGUGAGCUACAAAAGGAGUCAAUGGACAUUGACAGUCCUGGAGGAAGUAAAGGGAGUCCACAUAGGCUCCAGGGAAAUGGUUUUAGCCUCUAUCCGGUGUCCGUUAAUGAUUCAGGUGAAGGCCUGCCAUAUGCUCCUGAAGAUUGGCCUAAUCCUGGCGAUAAGUGGGGUUGGAAAGUUGGGAGAAGAACUGCAAUUUCUGGAUACUAUUUGGAUAGAUACAUGUAUCUUCCCGUCCGUCUCCGUGAGGCUGGACAUAAAAAAGGGUUUGCAAGCAGGCUCUCAGUUGAACAGUAUAUCAGAGCAAAAUUCCCUGACACAGAUAUUGAUGCUUUUUUUGCCUCAUUUAGUUGGAGGAUCCCUUCAAAAUCAUCUAAGAAAGGUGACAGAGAGAUGUUCAGACAUCCAGGGGAGACUGCAGAUGAUCCAGGAUCUGAUGUCCAUAUCAAUGGGGUGCGUUGUAAGGCUGGUAACAGUUUUUGCAGCAGCUUAGCUGCAGGAGAGGACCAUGUUUCAGAAGUCAUGUUCUGUGAUAUUUGCUGUAGCGAACCUCGUUUUUGCAGAGAUUGUUGUUGUAUUCUAUGUUGUAGAAUUAUUGAUAAAGCUUGUGAUAGCUAUGGCUACAUUAGAUGCGAAGCAAAUAUUGAGGGCUAUGCUUGUGGUCACAGUUGUCAUAUUGACUGUGCUCUUCGAGCUUACAUGGCCGGGACAGUUGGAGGAAGCAUUGGAUUAGAUGCAGAGUACUAUUGCCGUCGCUGUGAUUCAAGAACCAAUCUGGUUUCACAUGUUAUAAAGCUUCUCGAAAACUGUGAGUCAAUUGUUUCACGGGAUGACAUUGAGAAGAUUUUGAAAAUUGGUAUUUGUGUUCUGCGUGGAUCAAAGAAAGCAAGUGCAAAGCAGUUGUUGCAUCACAUCGAGUUGGCCAUGUCAAAGCUUAAGAAUGGAACUGACCUUGAAGAUAUUUGGAAGAAGGAAGAUGUCUCUGCAGCUACUGCUGUAGGGCUGUCAUCGAACUCAAAUGGUGCAUUGGGAUUUGCAAAGAACGAGUCACAGGACCAAGAAACAGGCUCACCGCUAUCAUCAAAAUUUGACCAUCGAGUCGAAUCACUAAAACUUGAGGAUGAAGUUGAUCAGAUCCUGGAUUCAUUAAGAAAGUCACAAGAGAUAGAAUACAGACUUGCGGAGGAAAGGCUUUCAGCUCAGAAGAAUUAUAUUCUAAAUCUCUAUCAACAGCUCAACAAAGAAAGAUCCGACCUCUCAAGGCAUACAUCAUCAGAGGAUCAGGAUUCAUUGCUGGAAGCUGUUCUGAGUAGGGUCGAUCAGGUAAAACGAGAAGUCUCCCGACUCAAGGACAUGGCUGAAGUUGCAAAAGGAUUCGGGAGGGUUCCUAAACACAUUCUUAAGGAACAAUUUGAUUUAGAUAUUGAGCAUUGACAAAAAACUUUUGUUUGCUGAUUUUAUACCCACCACAGCUCUGAUGUUUGAUAUCACAAUUUUGUAACAGUGUUUAUUGUAAGAUGAACGUAUCGUUAGAGAAUGUAUAAUGAAUUUGAUUGUCA
Molecule: messenger RNA, 1797 nt
Organism: Sesamum indicum (sesame)
Lineage: Eukaryota; Viridiplantae; Streptophyta; Magnoliopsida; Lamiales; Pedaliaceae
Product: CDPK adapter, putative (DUF1423)
Source: RefSeq, a predicted model, not a curated record